Musa acuminata subsp. malaccensis (wild Malaysian banana) is the source of this 1091-nucleotide messenger RNA. Its product is annotated as ABSCISIC ACID-INSENSITIVE 5-like protein 2. Lineage: Eukaryota; Viridiplantae; Streptophyta; Magnoliopsida; Zingiberales; Musaceae. Gene Ontology annotation, molecular function: DNA-binding transcription factor activity. Gene Ontology annotation, cellular component: nucleus. The record is from RefSeq and is a predicted model, not a curated record. Gene Ontology annotation, biological process: positive regulation of DNA-templated transcription.
CGCCGUGUCGAGAGGCAUAAAGGAAGCGAGGUAAAGGAGAGCCGAGGACGCAGCACCACGUGAAGUCUCGUAUUUUAGAUGAUGGAUUGGACAGCUGCUGAGUACCUCCUAUCUUUCCUCGAUCUGUUUUCGAUCGAAGCCAAGAAAAAUUGAUGCGAUCUCGUCACUUUGACCCAGGUUUACUUCCUCUAAGACCACAAGCCUCAAAUCUCUCUGGUCCAUGCUGUUAUGGCCAACUAGCAGCAUGGAACAAGUGUGGCAGGACAUCAGCCUGAGCUCUUCUCUUCGAGAAGAAGACGUGCCCUCCACGCCUUCUCCCUCGCUCUAUGGCGCCAGCACAGCAGCCGCUUCCUGCUCCUUCGGUGGGAACUUGAAGGAAACCAGUGAUCGCAUUCUUCCUGCUCCCCUCAGCCUCAGCUUCGGCUGUCUUGACUCCAGCAUCGAUGGGGUCGGCAGUGGUAGCGUCGUCGACUGGUGCCCUAAGAAGCAUGCGAUGGAGCAGCGGUGGAAUGGGAGCUUCAGCAGCGGGACUGACGUCGACCGCAGGAAGAAACGGAUGAUCAAGAACAGGGAGUCGGCAGCUCGAUCGAGAGCCCGGAAACAGUCUUGCGUGCGACAGGCUUACACGAUCGAGCUGGAGCAGGCGGUCGAUCAUCUACUGUACGAGAACAGGUUCCUGAAGAGACAGUGCGAGGAGCUGAAGAGAGCUACGGUGCAUCAGCUCCCGGUGGCUACAAAGAGCUCCACCCUCCAGAGGACGUUAACAGCUCCAUUUUAGGAAAGCGCAGGAUGAGACCUUUUUUUCCACGACAAAUGCCACCUCCCUCCCUGUCGGGACAGCUUUAGGUAUUGUUCUACGGGUCGAUGCUUUCUCAGCCUUCUUCCGAAGGCUGAGCUAUUUUACUCAGUGCAGGUUUUCGUGGACAAGCUACCCUCUACCUUCCUCGUUCACUCAGGCUUCUUCUCAUUUAUAUUGCCUUUGCUUAUGCUGCUUCCUCUGAGAAUUCUACCUCAAAGAAGCUGUCUUGUUGCUGUUCCCUUGUCAUCCAACACUUGGUCAACAAAGACAUUCAAUUCUACUUUUUGACUCA